GCAGGCUUCCCAACGGUCGAAAACACGGAUUUUGUAGUCGUGCACGCCCACUCGCUCCCUGCACGAAUCUGCUUCCUUGGCGUCUUCGUGAUUACCAUGUGUCGUCACUCGCCGCGAAUACGACAACGCAAGUGCGUGCACUGUCUCGGCUGUCAUGUCGUUGAUGGCUAACUUGUACCGCGGGCUGCCGCUGCUGCUGCUAGUGGUCGUUGUCGGCUUUCACAUCUGCUUCCUCGAGCGCAUUCCUAGAAGAAGACCGACGUGUCGGAUGUCAAAGAAGGUGAGGAAGAUGGAGAACCUUAUGACGAAGAGCACAUUGUCGGUAGGGGCGAUGAGAUCUUCACGACAGCGAUGCAGCGGUGUGGAAGGUGGCAAGCGACCAUACAACCCAACGCUGUACAGCCAUCUACCAUCCCACAAGAUUCCAUUGCCUCUGAGUGACACCGACGCCGACGAGCUUCAAUCCUCGACGGUUCCUCAGGGCAGCGGUUCGACAAAGGAUUGGAUGGGGAGCCGGUUGUACCAACAGCCAAAGAUGCCCAUGUACACAGAGCUGCCGGAGGGACGGACCCCGACUGGCUAUGACGCUGGACUCGUCGAUCUCAGCUUCGGUUUGAGGUCUGGCAGUGGUCCGGCUAUGACACAUACCGUUGUCGUCAAUCCAACUGCAAGCGACAACCACACACAAUCUUUGAUGAGGGCAGGGGGGGUUCCGGAUAACAGUGGCGUGUGUUCUCGUGAGUUGGCCGCCGAACGUGGAGUCAUUUCACCGAAGCACGGGGGAGGGAGCACUCCAGGCAUGGCCGCUUCAAGGACGAAAACAGCGGGUGUGGCGGCUUGUCGAUCGACUACACCCAACGAAGCAAUCAACGGACAACGAGACAACGAUGACUGCUCUGCUACAGAGGUGAUGGGUCGGCAGGUUUGGGACGAUCAUCGGCCAGAAAUUCAGCAAGCAAGCACUUUCAGCAUCACGAGAAGGGUGGCGAACAUGAACGUCGGGGGAGACGACAUCUUCGUCGAUUGCGAUGGUGCAGGGGGCGAUUAUUACGCAGCGGAAGAUGGCAACCGUCAGGACGAAGACGACGACGGCGAGACAGAUUUGUCCGCUAGGGAGGAAGAGAGGCGGGUCCCAAGGCAGAAAGAAGGUUGUGCUACCGCGCGUAGGGAGACAAGGCAAGAGGGCUGCGGAGGAUACGACCGCGGUCGACGGAGUGAAAAGUAGGGAUUUUUGGACGGUGAUGCACAUGAUUGCUCUCGCUCGAGCGAAUAGAAAGCGUGACCCUUUGCACCAAAAGCCUUUGCCACCUCGAAA
Molecule: messenger RNA, 1315 nt
Organism: Chara braunii
Lineage: Eukaryota; Viridiplantae; Streptophyta; Charophyceae; Charales; Characeae
Source: the annotation of a GenBank genome assembly